AUGCCAACUCCUAAAAAAUCAGAACUAUUAACAAAUAAGACAGACGAAGAAACAGCUGCAGAUCAUUACUUUCUUGAAGACAUGCACGCUGAUCUUGAAGACUUGGCUAAAAAUAGAGAACUUACGUUUGAGGAAAUACCAUCAGUAAAACUAUUAAAGGUUGGAUUGGAAG
Cetraspora pellucida is the source of this 172-nucleotide messenger RNA. Lineage: Eukaryota; Fungi; Glomeromycota; Glomeromycetes; Diversisporales; Gigasporaceae. The record is from the annotation of a GenBank genome assembly.